This is a messenger RNA of Staurois parvus, 1365 nucleotides long. Lineage: Eukaryota; Metazoa; Chordata; Amphibia; Anura; Ranidae. The record is from the annotation of a GenBank genome assembly.
AUGCUGAAGAAAUGGCCAAAAUACAGGAACAGUGAGAAGAUGUAUCGCAGAGUAUACAAAGGGAUUCCUUUACAAGUCAGAGGUCAGGUCUGGUCACUGCUCUUGGAUGUUGACACAAUGAAGUCUGAGAAUGGGGGGAAAUAUGAGAAAAUGAAAGAUCUGGCAAAGAUGUAUUCAACAGAGAUCAAGCAGAUUGAUAUGGAUGUGAAUCGUACAUUCCGCAAUCACAUUAUGUUUCGGGAGCGUUAUGGAGUCAAGCAGAGGGCAUUGUUUGAUGUUUUAUCAGCAUAUUCUGUUUACAAUACGGAAGUCAGCUACUGUCAGGGGAUGAGUCAGAUUGCAGCGGUGCUCCUCAUGUACCUUAAUGAGGAGGAUGCUUUUUGGGCUUUAGCUCAGCUGCUAACCAACCAGAGACACGCAAUGCACGGUUUUUUUAUUCCUGGAUUUCCAAAGCUCCAGAGGUUUCAGAGUCACCAUGAACAAAUUCUCAGCAAGUUAUUCCCUAAAUUGAAGAAACACAUGGACAAGGAGGAUAUGUCUACUGGCAUUUAUACAACAAAGUGGUUUCUGCAGUGCUUCUUAGACCGGACACCGUUUACUCUCACUCUGAGGCUGUGGGACAUCUACAUUUUGGAAGGAGAGCGAGUGCUGCCAGCGAUGGCUUACACCAUACUGAAACUACAUAAAAAACGCUUGUUGAAAAUGUCAAUGGAGGACCUUCGGGAAUUUCUCCAAGAGAAGAUUGCCCGUUCCUUGAGCUACGAUGAUGAUAUUGUGGUUGAACAAUUACAGACAUCGAUGGCGGAGCUAAGGAAAAUGAAACUUGAGCUGCCUCCUCCAGGUAAAGCUGAAGAGUUUCCCAAAAAGACUUUGGGUCAGGAUAUUCCUGUACAUUUACUACCAGUUAGAUCAGGUGCAGAGCCCAAUGCUCAGAAGAAGGCAGAUGGUGAGAAUUCUCAACAAACCAUCAAACCCCCUAUUGACAUUAAUGAUAAUAACUCAAAUGCAGCUGAUAUCAUCAAGCCUCAAACAAGUACCCUGCAGAUAAAUGGCACUUCCAAAGCUACUGCAGUAGGAGGGAUGAGUAGCAAAGCAGAAGAAACUGUUUCUGCAGAAGUAGUAAACACUCCCAAGGACGUGGAGCAGUUUACUAUGGAGCAUGUUUCUGUGAAAGCUCCAGAAGAUGAGUCAGAGCCUCAAAAUGUCAUAUCUCUCAAUAUUUCCCUAAACAAUAAAGCAGAAAACAUUUUGUGCCAAGAAACCAUUUUGGGGUCAAAUGAUCAGCUUGAAAGUGUACUUGAACACAGUUCUGCAGCAGAAGGAUCAUCUGAAUUUAAAACUAAAGUCAACAGCCUUAAUGUACCA